AUUCUAACCCGUGGCGUAAUCACGAAGCAUUGUUAGUCCCGGCGGAGUCAAAUCAUUUCAGAACAGGAGCAAAGUAAGCCGUAGCCACUCCACUCUCAAUUUCUCCAAGCCUCCAAUAGUUUCAGCUAGCUGUUCAAACCCAACUCCGGUAGUCCGGUAUGAUGUCGGCGGCGGCCAGUCCUGACGAGAAUCCGGUUCAGCAAGCACCGCCCCACGUCGGUGUCCCUCCCAUCGAGGGUCCGGCUCAUGCCGUGGCCCCCAACCCCGGCGGCCGCCGCCCUGACGAGAGACCGAUUCAGCAAGCCCCCCACGCCGUCGUCGCUCUGGAGGAGAGUUCGGGUCAGCAAAGCCCCAACUCCAGCGGCCGUCGCCCGUCCCAGGAGGCAAGGGACGGCGACCGGCGUGACGAGGGUCCGGAUCGGCGGCUUUCCCCCACCACCGGCAGCAGCCCUCGUCCAGCCCAGCGUCGUCCUCCAGGGGACGGUCACGGUCUCGGUAGCCUCUCGUGGCUCGAAUUCUUUGGCUUCCUCUUCCUGUCCUACAACAGCGGCAUGGCGGUGUACCAGUCGUGGGGGGACGUCGCCGCCAUCUCGGUGGUAGCUUUCAUGUUCGUCAACAUCGCCAGCCUCGUCGUGUGCCUCAAGCUGUUCCAGGCAGCGCCGCCCAAUUCGACGGGGAGGAACAGGCUCAGGGCGUCCGCCUGGCUCCUCACCAUGUCGCUCACUUUCGGGUAUGUGUACCAGGUCAUCGGGACUGCCACCAGGCCCACGCUGCAGGUGGCGCUGCUGCAGUGGGCGAUGCCUGCAGCGACCGGAAUCGCUGUGUUCAUCCUCUUCUGCCAAGAGGACAGAUCUGCCCCACCUCUGGCGGAAGAGCUGCUAGAUGUGGUGUAGAUGGAGCAGGAGUAACCGGAUCACAUGUGCAGCCCCUGGCACCCGCGCUUCGGCCUCCUCUUCCCCGCGACGAAGAACAUCGCAAUGUUGAGAACUUGCUCGGGAGAUGAGAGUCAUUAUCUUCCACGGUUUUGUUUAGUUGCUGUGCACCUUUCGUCUGUACAUGGCUUGCGCAAACAGUGAGAUGCAACGGUGGCUCGUUGUCUUGAGUGCCAGACGCAAGGCUAUCAAAGGAACUCCCACGUCUGGGAUUGAUCUUCAGUUCA
This is a messenger RNA of Panicum hallii, 1159 nucleotides long. RefSeq lists its product as uncharacterized. Bases 159 to 893 code for a protein of 244 amino acids. The record is from RefSeq and is a predicted model, not a curated record. NCBI's taxonomy places the organism in Eukaryota, Viridiplantae, Streptophyta, Magnoliopsida, Poales, Poaceae. The transcript has 2 exons.